This is a messenger RNA of Nasonia vitripennis (jewel wasp), 1926 nucleotides long. RefSeq lists its product as uncharacterized. Lineage: Eukaryota; Metazoa; Arthropoda; Insecta; Hymenoptera; Pteromalidae. The record is from RefSeq and is a predicted model, not a curated record. The transcript is spliced from 2 exons. The coding region runs from base 560 to 883 and encodes 107 amino acids.
GCACUAGCACUCGCAGAGGUAACAUCUCGUACUCUUGCUCUGCGUCUAUAUUUCUCUGUAUCGUCUAAACUGUGACCUUUUUGUAUCAAUAAAUACUACACAUUUAAUUCUGCCAUAUCAAUUGAGAUUAUCCUGCUUAAUAAAUUCAAUAAGUAUAUUUUGAUAUGGUGGAUAACCAUCUCCAACUCUGAAUAAGGCAAAACUCACUUUACAAAUCAAUAUCAAACAGUGCUUUAUACCACAACAUCUUCUUUAAAAUAAUGUUUGCUGGCAGACAGUGCGCUCAGUCAGAUUAUUCAUAGCACGACUCGUCUGUUGUGAAACGAGCCGCGAUAAAUAUCACCAGUCUUACGAAGAGAGAUUUUAAUGUUCGGGAAUCCUCGGUUCAUAAAAUAAAACCGUGAGUUAUUGGGUUAUUUCUCGCGUGAAAAAUAUAAGCCACUUAACUAAGUAUCGGGCAUUUCCCUUCAGAUAGUAACACACUAAUUACGCAGAAAUAAUAUUUGUUUUGAGAUAUAAAAUUGCUCCAGCACAACAAGAAUCAGCAGUCAGUCCGCUGAUGUUGCAGAGCAACGUUUACGCAGCAGUAAAAAUGAUACUCUUAGUCGUAUCGAUUGCUUUAACACUACAGGCUUCUGCUGCUUUUCCUUAUAGAUAUGCUAAUGAUGGUACGGAAAUCCUUGUAGCAGCAACUGAUAGAGUUUACAGAACGAGCUUCGACACAUUUCUUGUCGCCAAGGCAGUCAACGCUACGGGUGUCGACUACCAUUACGAUAAGCAUCUAUUGUUCUGGAGCGACGUGGCUACCCAUAGGAUCUACAGCAAAGAUUUGUUCAACGAAUCCAGUGAAAUUAAGACUGUAGUUGCAGGGCCGAAUGACUGAUUGUGAGAGCCCCGAGCCAUCGCCGUCGACUACGUCAAUGACAAAAUCUACGCGAUGGACCAACGCGGCAGGAAGAUAGACGUUUUCGAGUUGGACGGAAGUAAGUGGAUAUCGUCGUUGAUCCUUACGAGGGCUUCGUGUUUUAUGGGGAUCAUAAUAAGGUAAUCAAGCGAGUUCAUGACUGACUUCUUGUAGACAACUUUCAAGCUGUUUCGCACCAACGUGUAAGAAAUAACUGGAUAUAAGACUUUGAAUCGAGCACAUUGCAGACUUCUAUCUAAAAAAGAUAAGGUCCGCAGAUUAGUCGGCAAGAAUAAACCACAUGUAGGGCGUCUUAUCACAUUAUUCUCGAUGAUUUCAUUUUCGUUCGACGAUCCAAAAAACCAAACUCGUCAACCUCAAACUAACAAUAUUCGUUUGAUCAUGUAUUCGCAGGUGAUGCGCGCCACGAUGGACUUCACCUCCGUCGAGUGCGUCAGCCAAAAGGCCCGCAUCUCAGGUCUGCCGGUAGAUCCGUUCGUGAAGAGCUUCUACUACGCAGAUGCUCAGCACGUCCUCUGGGAGACGAAUUACAAAGGCGAGCGGAACUUCCGCUUCAAUAUUUACGAAGACGCACAGGGUUCCCUACUAUAGUAGAUUUAUGGCUCCACGCAGUUUGAGCAAGUACAAUCACCGGGAAUUCUUCUGUUUGGAAGAUCUCGUGGAGGAGGGCUAUCCCAGUUUAUUCCAUUUACGGUUCUACAGGAGCCCCCAGGCGGAGUCAGUUUACACUGAUAUGAAGAGCGGUAGGACCAUUAGGGUUAGACAUUCUGCGGUGUCGAAGUCGAGAAUUGUAAGCGUCAAGGUAUUGUCUUGGACAUGUUCUUGCAUCUGAAAGGCUGCGAGAAAGCGAGUACAUGUGCCUGGUGUCCAAUGCAAUGUACUCGUCGGUAAUACACUCCUGUUUCGACGAGGCGUAACGAUAUUACAGCAUUUUUCACGAUGUAGUAUUCGACUUUUGUAUACAAAAUUUCGACGAAAAAUAAACGCACUUGUGCACGAAA